Molecule: messenger RNA, 1299 nt
Organism: Triticum turgidum subsp. durum (durum wheat)
Lineage: Eukaryota; Viridiplantae; Streptophyta; Magnoliopsida; Poales; Poaceae
Source: the annotation of a GenBank genome assembly
AUGGGUCUCUAUAGUCUAACUCAGCCCAGCCCAGCCCAUCAAGGUUGGACCAGACGCCACACCGACGCAAACCCUCACCACUCCCCCCUCCGUCUCGCACCAUUCCCUCGCCGCCGGCGCCGCCUCGCCGACGCCGCCAUGCUCCGGCUCCGGCGCAGCGUGCUCGCCAAGCUCCUCUCGUAUCCCUCCGUCUUCCCCGUCUCUCCUCUCCACCGCCUCAUCUCCACCACGGCGCCGGCCCCCGCCGUCGCCCCCAGCACCGGGUUCGCCGUCGAGGACUACCUCGUCUCCACCUGCGGCCUCACCCGACCCCAGGCCGUCAAGGCCUCCGCCAAGCUCUCCCACCUCAAGUUCCCCUCCAACCCCGACGCCGUCCUCGCCUUCCUCGCCGGCCUCGGCCUCUCCGGCGCCGACGCCGCCGCCCUCGUCGCCAAGGACCCCAAGUUCCUCUGCGCCGACGUGGGGAGAACCCUGUCCCCCGUCGCCGCGGGGCUCGCCGGCCUCGGCCUGUCGCCUUCCGAGAUCACCCGCCUCGUCUCGCUCGCCCCCGACAAAUUCCGCUGCAGAUCCAUCGUCGCCAAGCUGCAGUACUACCUGCCUCUCGCCGGUUCCUACGAGAACCUCCUCGGGGUGCUGAGGUAUGGCUCCUGCCUCGUCUCGUCCGACCUGGAGAGGGUGGUCAAGCCCAACGUCAUCUUCCUGCGGGCGUCCGGGCUAGCUGACUGCGACAUUGCCAAGCUGUGCAUCACUCUGCCAUGCCUGCUCACCUCCAGCUUCGAGAGCAUCCAGGCGAUGGUGCUGUGCGCCGAAGGCCUCGGUAUACGCCGUCAAUCCGGGAUGUUCAGGCACGCGCUGCAUGCCGUCGCAUUUGUCGGCCAACAGAAGGUCACCGCCAAAUUGGAUAACUUGAAGAAGACGUUUGGGUGGUCAGAUGCGGAGGUCGGCAUUGCUGUGUCCAAGUAUCCGAUGCUGCUGACGAGGUCUCACCACAUGCUGCAGAGCAGGUCAGAGUUCCUGAUCUCCGAGAUGGGGUUGGAACCGGCAUUCAUUGCUCAUCGGCCCGUAAUUGUCUGUCUUAGCCUGGAGCGCCGGCUCAGGCCCCGGUACUACGUUUUAAAGUUUCUCAAGGAAAAUGGAUUGCUCAAGGGUGAUCCGAGCUAUUAUACAGUUGUCAAGGUGAAUGAGAAUGUUUUCAUGCGGAGGUACAUGUGCCCUUACAAGGAAGCUGCGCCAUACCUCGCUGAAGACUAUGCAACCGCUUGCGGAGGGGAAGUGCCGGCUAGAUUCGUAUUUGCAUGA